Molecule: messenger RNA, 1420 nt
Organism: Dalotia coriaria
Lineage: Eukaryota; Metazoa; Arthropoda; Insecta; Coleoptera; Staphylinidae
Product: transferrin 2-like
Exons: 4
Biological process (GO): iron ion transport
Cellular component (GO): extracellular region; plasma membrane; early endosome
Source: RefSeq, a predicted model, not a curated record
AUAAUGUCGAAAAUCAAGCGGGGUUUCCGCUUAUUGGCGCUGCUCGUCGUGAUAAGCCUUAUCGCGUUCGCUUCAGGACAAAGCAACUUCAUCGAAGACGAGAACGACACGCGACUCAAAGUGGCUUGGUGUACAGUCGGACGCGAAGAACAACGAAAAUGCAUCCACUUUGCACAAGCAAUCGAAAGAGACAUUAUCCGCGUUGGUUACGACGAAUUCCGCCUGGAUUGUUACCAGGCGUUCAAUAAAGCUGAAUGCAUGCAGUUGAUUGACUCUGAGAAGGUGACCUUCACGUCAUUGGACGCUGGCGAAGUUUUCAUGGGCGGACGCUAUCACAGCUUGAUUCCCAUCGCGCAAGAAAUCGCAGCGGGAGGUUUACAGCAUAAUUAUGCCGUUGCUGUUAUCAAGAAAAACACGAUGAAAGAUGUCACAUCGUUGAGGGAUCUACGCAAUAAGAAGGCGUGUUUUGCUGGGGUUGGCACACUUGCCGGAUGGACAUUACCUAUUUAUACAUUAAUGAAACAAGGUGGUAUGGAAAUUACGGAUUGUAACAACCAUGUUAAGACAGCAACGGAGUUUUUUGGUCCAUCAUGUGCAGUAAAUGCGCUCACGGAUAAGUUUAACCCGAUUGGUGACAAUUCCGAUAAACUAUGCGCUCUGUGCAUUGGUAAAGUCCCCGGGGGUAAAUGUACCGAUACAGAUCCCUAUGCAGGCUUUGAAGGUGCAUUCAGAUGUCUAUUGGAAGCUGGAGAUGUCGCUUUUCUCAAGGAUUACACCGUUCAAGAGUUAACCGGUGGUGAUGAGUUUACUGCUGUGUCAAAAGACGCAUUUGAAUUACUCUGCAAAGAUGGAACUCGACGCUCCAUCGACGAUUAUCGCGCUUGUAAUUGGGGCACAGUACCAACCAACGCCAUUGUUACUACAUCAGUGACGUCGAUUGAAAUGCGGCGUAAAUAUCAAAAGUUCUUGGAUAAAGUCGCUGAACGCUAUGGGCCGCUUGCAAACGGUACAAUUGAUCAACCUCACGAUCAAAACCGGGAUAGAGAUAUCUACAACGAUGAGCGACCGGAGUUUGACCAGUUGGGUAAUCGCAUCAGGUAUAAACGACAACAAUACGGUGAUUAUAAUCGAGGUAGUUAUAAUCCGUAUGGUGACAAUCGUGACAAUGACGAGAACACCCGACCUGCCAGUCGGUAUGGCAAUCGGAAUGCGAAUCCCUACAAUACCGGCGGCCAAGAUGGCAACCGCAAUGACGAUAGAGAUAGGGAUUUGAAUCGUGAUGGUAAUCGAGAUGAUCCAAACCGAGAUGGAUUUGACAGAGACAGAAGUCGCAAUCCGUUCGAUCGUGAUCCAUACCAGAUCAACCGUGGACAAUAUGGAAUUAAUAUUGAUCCGUACGAUGAUGGGACGAAUUACAAUC